Messenger RNA from Trichoderma harzianum CBS 226.95, 597 nucleotides. RefSeq lists its product as hypothetical. The transcript is spliced from 2 exons. The record is from RefSeq and is a predicted model, not a curated record. NCBI's taxonomy places the organism in Eukaryota, Fungi, Ascomycota, Sordariomycetes, Hypocreales, Hypocreaceae. The annotation marks the transcript as partial.
GCCAUCCUCUCCCUGGCCUCCGUCUCCUCGGCCCAUUUCCUCCUCAACUACCCAACCUCCAUCGGCUUCGACGACGACAAAGAGGGCACCUCCCCCUGCGGCGGCUUCACCCCCGACGUCUCGUCCGGCUCCAAGCAGCUCGUCGACUUCCACGUCGGCGGCGACUCGCUGGCCAUGCGCUCAACCCACCCGCAGACCUCGUGGCUGUUCCGCGCCACCCUCGACGGCACCGGCGAGUCUGGCUGGCAGCAAAUCUUCCCCAUUGUCCAGCAGAGCGGCCUGGGCAACUUUUGCGAGCCUCAAGUUGUUCUGCCCUCCGGCUGGGCCGGCAAGAAGGGCGUCGUCGGCGUUGUUGCUGAUGGUCCUGACGGUCUCCUCUACCAGUGCGUUGCCGCCAACUUCGUCUCUGGAUCCGUCGACCCUCCUAGCGCCUGCAAGAACGCAACCGUCACCGCGUCCUUUGCCAGCGAUCCCAAGCUCUCUGCCCUCGUGUCUGGAAGCGCCUCUGGCAGCUCCUCCAACAGCACCAGCACCGGAUCGCCUUCGACUUCCACCACGGCUUCGACCACUCAGAGCAGUGCUGCUGCUGCCAGCACA